UUUCUUUCCCUUUUAAAUACUCUCUCUUUCUCUCUCUAUUGUCUUUCCAUCUCUAUCUCUCUCUUUCUCUCGCUUUCUCUUUCUUUCUCUUGCAUUUUCUUCUCUGUGCGUACGAUUUCCGAUGGGGUCCGAAGAGCAGACGAUUCUUGUAACCGGUGGAGCGGGUUUCAUCGGAAGCCAUACAGUGGUUCAGCUUCUUAAAGAGGGAUUUAGGGUUCAUAUCAUUGAUAACCUUGAUAAUUCCGUCAUUGAGGCUGUUGAACGUGUUAAGGAAUUGGUCGGACCUCAGCUUUCAAAGAAGCUUCGAUUCCAUCUGGGCGAUCUCAGGAAUAAAGACGAUUUGGAAAAGCUAUUCUCUCAGUCUAGAUUCGAUGCUGUGAUCCAUUUUGCUGGACUCAAAGCUGUAGGGGAGAGUGUUGCCUACCCUCGACGCUAUUUCGAUAAUAAUUUGGUUGGCACUAUCAACCUUUAUGAGAUCAUGGCAAAAUACAAUUGUAAAAAGAUGGUUUUCUCAUCUUCAGCAACCGUUUAUGGUCAACCUGAAAAAAUACCAUGUGUCGAGGAUUUUCAGUUGGUAGCUUUAAAUCCAUAUGGGCGUACAAAGCUUUUCCUUGAAGAAAUUGCUCGGGAUAUUCAGAAGGCUGAGCCAGAUUGGAGAAUUAUAUUACUGAGAUACUUCAACCCUGUUGGUGCUCACGAAAGUGGUAAAAUUGGUGAAGAUCCAAAGGGGAUACCAAACAAUCUCAUGCCUUACAUCCAGCAGGUGGCUGUUGGAAGAUUGCCUGAGCUUAAUGUAUAUGGUCAUGAUUAUCCAACAAAGGAUGGCACUGCUAUCCGAGACUACAUACAUGUUAUGGACUUGGCGGAUGGUCAUAUUGCUGCUCUAAGGAAGCUCUUUAUGACCGACAACAUAGGUUGUAAGGCCUACAACUUGGGGACUGGACAAGGUUCAUCUGUGCUUGAAAUGGUAGCUGCAUUUGAAAAAGCAUCUGGCAAGAAAAUCCCUAUCAAACUAUGCCCAAGGAGGCCAGGAGAUGCUACAGUUGUUUAUGCAUCUACGGAGAAAGCUGAAAAAGAACUUGGUUGGAAGGCAAAAUACGGUAUAGAGGAGAUGUGCAGGGAUCAAUGGAAGUGGGCAAGCACUAAUCCAUGGGGUUAUCAAUCGAAGCCUUGAAUAGAAUAUACACUCGUGUGACAGGAGUUAUACUAACCCUUAAGAUCGCGUACUGGUUAUAGUCUCUACAGAAACUCAAUCCCACAAUUUACUGGACUAUCUCUGCUAGAUUGCCUGCCUUGAAAAAUAAGAUACAAAUUAUUACCAUGCUAAUGCUGUAAUUGUUCUUUUCUAUAUUUGUCAUUUUCUUAUUCUUUUGCCCCCUCCAUUUAAUGUACCGUGGCGGGUGUAAAACCUCUUUAGUAGAUAUUCAUGAAUUUUAUGUAAAGUUGUUGAUAAAUAGAUUUGGUGUUUUCUAUAA
This is a messenger RNA of Ziziphus jujuba (common jujube), 1475 nucleotides long. Its product is annotated as bifunctional UDP-glucose 4-epimerase and UDP-xylose 4-epimerase 1. The transcript is spliced from 9 exons. Bases 122 to 1174 code for a protein of 350 amino acids. Gene Ontology annotation, biological process: galactose metabolic process; rRNA processing. Gene Ontology annotation, molecular function: UDP-glucose 4-epimerase activity; RNA binding. Gene Ontology annotation, cellular component: cytosol. The record is from RefSeq and is a predicted model, not a curated record. Lineage: Eukaryota; Viridiplantae; Streptophyta; Magnoliopsida; Rosales; Rhamnaceae.